AUGAGCUAUCAGCCACCAGCUACCAGUCAUCAGCCACCAGCCACCAGCUACCAGCCACCAGCUAUUAGCUACCAGCCACCAGCCACCAGCUUUCAACUACCAGUCGCCAGCUAUGAGCUGCCAGUCAUGAACUGCCAGCUGCAAUACUCUAGUCACCAACAGACAGCUACCAGACGCCAGGCACCAACCGUCAGCUACCAGACGCCAGCGCCAGCCCACCACGCCAGCCAAUCGCCAUCUGUCAGCCAGCGCCAGCUACCAGAGGUCAGCCACCAGACGCCAACUACCAGCUACCAGACAGCAGCCACCAGACAACAGCCACCAACCACUAGCUACCAGACGCCAUCAACCAGCUACCAGCCACCAGACGCCUGCCACCAACCACUAGCUACCAGACGUCAAUUACCAGCUGCCCAGCCAUCAGACGCCAGCCACCAACCGCCAGCUACCAGAAGCCAGCCACCAACCGCCAGCUACCAGAAGCCAGCCACCAACUGCCAACUACCAGACUUAUCAGCCACCAUCUACCAGACGCCAGCCACCACUGCCAGCUACCAACCACCAGACACUAACUACCAACCGCAAGCUACCAGCCAACAGACGCCAGCUACCAACCGCCAGAUACUAGCCAUUAGACGCCAGCCACCAACCGCCAGCUACAGACAUCAACCACUAACCGCCUGCUACCAACUACCAGACACCUGCCACCAACCGCCAGCUACCAGCCAUCCGACGCCAACCACCAACAGCCAGCUACCAGCCACUAACCGCCUGCCACCAGCCACCAGACGCCUGCCACCUACCGCCAGCUACCAACCACCAGACGCCAGCCACCAACAGCCAGUUACCAGUAGCCAGCCACCAAUUGCCAACUACCAGCUACCAGCCACCAGCUACCCGCCACAAGACUCCAGUAACCAGCCGCCAGCCACCACUGCCAGCCACCACUGCAAGCUACCAUACGUCAGCCACCAUUGCCAGCUACCAGAUGCUAGCCACCAGCCGCCAGCUACCAGACCCCAGCAAUCACUUCCAGUUACCAAACGCCGUCCACCUCUACCAGCUACCAGAAACCAGCCACUAAUCAUCAGCUACCAGACGCCAGCCACCUCUGACUAUUACCAGACGCCAGCCAUCACUGCCAGCUACCAAACACUAGCCACCACUGCCAACUACCAGACGCUUGCCACAACCACCAGUUACCAGAAGCCUUCCGUUUGUGCCAGCUACCAGACGCCAGCCACCAAUGCCAGGUACCAGACGCCAGCCUCCAUUACCAACUACCAGACGCCAGCCUCUAAUUACCAGCUACCAGACGCCAGCUACCACACUAGCUACAAGACGCCCCAACUAAUCGCCACCUACUAG
This is a messenger RNA of Homarus americanus (American lobster), 1368 nucleotides long. Its product is annotated as extensin-like. The record is from RefSeq and is a predicted model, not a curated record. NCBI's taxonomy places the organism in Eukaryota, Metazoa, Arthropoda, Malacostraca, Decapoda, Nephropidae. Bases 1 to 1368 code for a protein of 455 amino acids. The transcript is spliced from 2 exons.